ACAGAUACGACUCCGUGUGCAUUCCCACGUCAACCAAUAUGCUGUCCGUCUUUUCUCGCGUGCGUCGCCCCUCCAACCUCCCCUCCUUUCUGGCCCUGACAACACGUGGCAUCAACACCGGUUCCAAAGUUCCCACUCUUCCGCUCAAGGAGGUGACAGGCGAUACUGUUUCUGAUGUGUCGAGCAACGACUUUUUCAGAGGGAAGGUGGUGUUAAUUGGCCUUCCAGCGGCGUUUUCCCCCACGUGCUCCGAAAAACAUGUUCCAGGAUAUCUUGCGCAUGCGCGGGACUUCAAACAAAAGGGCGUCGAUAAAAUUGCGGUCCUGGCAGUGAAUGAUUUCUUUACUAUGAAGGCUUGGGCCAAAGCCCAAGGUAUAGGCGAUGAAAUAAGUUUUGUAGCAGAUGGAAACGGGGAGCUAACCAAUGCCCUUGGCUUAGAAUUAGAUUUGACGAAAGCUGUCCUAGGGAAGCGAUGUAAGCGUUUCUCGAUGGUCUUAGAGGAUGGAAUUGUGAAAUCUUUAUCAAUAGAGCCGGACGGGACAGGAUAUACCGUUAGCUCUGCAGAAAGUACGCUGAAGCAGGUUUGAUGAAGUUUGUCUGCUUCUUUGCAACGAAUGACAUGAAAGGGACUGAAUAGGACCAAAAGACUCCCACAUUCUACGUGAUACGAGUUGUCCAGUAUAUGUGAUCAAUUUUGAAUCGUAUGAUAUGACCCUAUGUAGGUGCAGCCUGUGCGACUAGUUGACUUCUACGGAAGAACGGAUGAGAAAUGAGUUCUAAAUUUUCCUAGGACUUUCUGAGGUCCACAGCUUUGAUAUUUGCUAUGGCAAGAGCAACAAGCAUUGAGGGGUCAACCUUGCUUGGAAAAUGAGAGCAUAUUCGUCUAGUGACAGAUGUUCUUUCUCAUCUUUUCAAAAACUUUGGCCGCUUUCGACCUACUAUGUACAUAAACAAAUUAAGAAAUCAUUCUUGGAAAGAUA
Nannochloropsis gaditana CCMP526 is the source of this 980-nucleotide messenger RNA. It is a transcript of the gene PRDX5, whose product is annotated as peroxiredoxin 5, atypical 2-Cys peroxiredoxin. The transcript is spliced from 2 exons. The record is from RefSeq and is a predicted model, not a curated record. Bases 39 to 587 code for a protein of 182 amino acids. Gene Ontology annotation, cellular component: cytoplasm. Gene Ontology annotation, biological process: cell redox homeostasis; cellular response to oxidative stress; hydrogen peroxide catabolic process. Gene Ontology annotation, molecular function: thioredoxin peroxidase activity.